UAGUUAUGCGAAGGAUCGUGGAACCGCGUUUGUGAGUGGUCGGAUUUUUCGUUGCUCGGGGGUUGCGUGAGUGUUUUGUUAUGAUUUGAUGUGCUCGUUUUAUGACAGAUGCCUUCAUAGGGGGACGGAACCAGUAACUAGUGAAGUGAAGUGUGCAUGCGUGGGGACGCUCGGUCGUUCGUUUGUUGGUUGCAUGGCGGCAUCAGCCUUUGGUCGCUCUAGCUGGUGAAUGCAGAUGAGGCGGAAAUCGUCGGUGAAUUACAUAUGAUUUUGAAUUGAAAAAAAAAGAGAUAGAACGCGCCUAAUUUGGGGAACCACAUUUGAGCAAACAAGGCACCCUUCCCAGGAAAACCACCGACAAAGGGCAAAAUGGAACGCAAUCUUUGCUCCUUAAAGCUGACACGGGAGGAAAAGAAAUUUUUCCCGAAAUAGAGAAAGAAACCCUUUUGGGCAUUCUGAGGGGAAAGGGUCUAGCAAACUUGCCCUUCAGAGUUGAGUUCAAGGAUUUAUCACAAAACAUAACCAGGGUGUCGUAAAUAAUCCGGUUCCUUCUUUGUAAAACAAAACUAAUUGCAAGAUUAAGAAAAUUUACUUUACCUCGGCUUGGAAAGAAGUGUAAACAAGAGGUUUUCUUUUCUUAAGAAGUCAGAAUGAAAACACAAAAGUCAUGCAAAUCAGAGGAACUGAGAAAAAAGUGCAAACGAUAAACUAUUGAAACAGUGAAAAAUAUUGAUGCAGUAAAAGGGCUCCGGAAACAGGAAAGCAAUUACAGUGAUUGAAUUUUUUGCUUCGAAGAAAACAACACCGGUUGGGUUCGAUUGAAAAAAAAAAAACAAAACACGUUCAAUGGUCCCGGUAAAGUAAACCCUCCAAGAGGAAGAGCGAGGCGAAGAUUGAAAAUUCUGUCGAUUUACGCGAUUAAUUUUUGAUGCUGACAGUUUCGGGCAAGUGGAAAAUCGGAAAGAAAGUUCAUUGACAGAAGACAACACUCGAAGGAACAAGCCCUAGCGAACAAAAGGUUUUUCGAGCGGGUGAGAAAUUGCUAAUUCGUGUAAAUAUUUGAGACAAAACAAAAAAAACGGUGUCUUAUUAAGUGGAAGCUGUUGGUUCGAGAAGAAAAAGCACAAUGGGAAAAACGUCGUGGUGGAAGCUGGAAAUGUUCUUCAUCAGCUUGAUGGCGUUUGCGAACACUCAAGCAUUGGAGUUUCCAAAGAUCACUGAACAUCCUUUGGAUGUUAUUGUUCCUCGUCAUGAACCGACGACGCUCAAUUGCAAAGCGGACGGAGUUCCGAUGCCUACAAUUAGCUGGUUCAAAGAUGGCGAACCCAUCCGAGUUGAGCCGGGAUCGCACAAGAUGUUCCUCCCGGCAGGAGGUUUGUUCUUUUUGAAGGUUCUGCAUUCUCGUCGUGAGAGUGAUGCCGGAGUCUACUACUGUGAGGCUAAAAACGAACUCGGAGUGGCCAGAAGUCGUAAUGCGACUUUAAAAGUCUCCGUUUUACGCGAAGAUUUCCGACUGGAGCCACAAAAUACUCGCGUUGCUCAGGGUGAAACUGUCAUGCUGGAAUGUGGUCCGCCAAAAGGUUACCCAGAACCAACUAUCAGCUGGCGGAAGAAUGGUCAAACACUGGAUUUAAGCAACUCAAAACGCGUUCGUAUCGUAGAUGGCGGAAAUCUAGCCAUUCAGGAUGCCCGCCAAUCAGACGAUGGCCGGUAUCAGUGCGUGGCUAAAAACGUGGUCGGAACCCGGGAAUCAGCCGUGGCCUUUCUUCGAGUGCACGUCAAACCGUUCCUGGUGCGAGGACCCCAGAACCAGACGGCCAUCCUGGGCAGCUCGGUGGUGUUUCAGUGCCGGGUAGGAGGCGACCCGAUGCCGGAUGUGCUGUGGAGGCGGUCCGCUUCCGGUGGCAAUAUGCCACUAGGUCGAGUUCAUGUCCUAGAGGAUCGAAGCCUGCAGAUCGAUGACAUUACCCUCGAAGACAUGGGUGAAUACAGCUGUGAAGCGGACAAUGCCGUUGGAUCCGUUACCGGCACCGGAAGUUUGACCGUCCAUUCACCACCGCAGUUCGUUCACCGUCCAUCAAACCAGAUGGUAGAUAUUCGAGCGGAAGCAGUGUUUGAGUGUCAAGCCACUGGGUAUCCGCAACCAACUGUGUUCUGGACCCUGGAAGGUAGCCGAAAUUUACUGUUUUCCGGAAGUCGGUUCGAAAACUUUGAAGUGACCGAAAAUGGGAACGGGAAAAGUGCCCUUUGGGUGUACUUUGUUGAGAGGGUACAAAAUGGAAAGGUGGUAGUGUGUAAUGCGGUUAAUAGUGUUGGAAGUGUUAGCACCAGGGUUGUGUUGAGUGUAAACCUUCAGGGGGAUCGACCUCCACCGGUGAUUUUGCAGGGACCGGUUAACCAGACGCUGCCGAUUAAUUCGAUAGCCUCGCUCCCUUGCAAGGCAGUUGGAACACCGGAACCCGUUGUAAGUUGGUACCGGGAUGGUAUUCCGUUGAUUUCGACGGCAAGAGUGAAUGUGGCUGAAUCCGGUACUUUGACGAUUACGAGCUUGAGCAAGAAUGAAGACAGUGGUUUGUACACUUGUGUAGCGAGCAACGAAAUGGGCAAGACUACGUGGAGUGCAUUGUUGAAGGUUGACUCGCCGACUAACCCGAACAUUAAUUUUUACCGAGCACCGGAAGUGUCAUCGUUUCCAAGUUCUCCAGGGAAGCCUCAGGUUGUUGAGGUGACGGAUAACAGUGCUACGAUUACGUGGAUUGAAAGUGGAGUGUUUGGGGCAUCCAGUAUUGUAGGAUAUAUUGUGGAAAUGUUUGGAAGAAAUGCAACCGAUGGAUGGGUGGAAGUUGCCAGUGGUGUUCAAGACACUCGUUAUACACUGACGGGUCUGAGGCCGGGUAUUCUGUACUACUUUGUAGUACGCGCUGAAAAUGCUCAUGGAAGAUCGUUACCAAGCUCCCAGUCGGAUCCCGUUGUGGUUGGAAUGAACGACAUCAAUGUAGGAAUUGAAAUCAGUGAAGCCAGGGCCAGUUUGUUAGCUGGAGAAGUAAUAGAACUAGAAAAUGUCACAGCUACUGGUUCAACCUCGGUUAGAUUGAGCUGGAAGAUCUUGAACGGAAUGUACGUUGAAGGGUUCUACAUUUAUGCGCGAGAUUUGGAUGAUCCUACUGGACUAGCAUACAAAAUGAUUACCGUUCUAAACGCAGGAAGUGUCAGCUCGACAACGUUCAACGAAUUGAAACAAUUCAACGAGUACGAAUUCUUUAUCGUCCCGUUUUACAAAUCCGUCGAAGGAAAACCUUCAAAUUCACGACUUGCUAAAACCCUUGAAGAUGUUCCCAGCGCAACUCCAACGGAUCUGGAAGCUCUUAUGCUCAACGUGACAGCUGUUUAUCUGAAAUGGAAACCACCUCCUGCUCAAGAAAUCAACGGAAUUCUACAAACCUAUCAAGUUAUCGUUCGAGGGGUAAACCUCAACUCAAACUACUCCACUGUUCUGACAAAUGUAACGAUAGAUGCUGCCUUCCCGAAUCUACUGCUCUCCAACCUGACCGCUGGAGUAACGUAUACGGUCAGUGUGGCUGCUAGAACAGGUGCCGGAUUGGGACCUUUCAGCAGGCCGGCUUCGUUGAGGUUAGAUCCCAUCACGAAACAGUUGGACCAAUCUUCCUACCGAUUUCCGAUCAACCACGACAACCAGGAUGACAUUCUCACCAAACCUUGGUUCAUAGUACUGCUAGGUCUGGUGCUAGCUUUCAUUUUGUUAAUAUCCGGGGCAAUCAUCUUCAUCAAACGAAGACAAAUAAUGAUGAAGCAGUCUGCGCUUAAUACCUUGAGAGGUCAUCACAACGGUGGUAGAUUGAUGUAUCCAGCCAGCACCUUGAACGUUGACUGCUACUGGACAGACCCGACUAGAAUGUCCCAGUGGCCAUCGACAACCUUCCCGAAACAUCACAUUCCGGAUUACAACACAAUCCGAACUCUGCCAACGAUGCACGUAACCGGACCCCAUCCAAUGAUGAACCGGUACGUGACCAUCGGGGAGACCAACGAAUACGCUGAGGUGGGAGCUGCAACGUUCAAUCCGCUGUCUACGAACCCUCGGAAUCUGCACAACGGAACCGGAAGCAGUAGUAACUCGUCCGGAUACAUCGGAAGCAAGAGUCCUUCCGAAUGUAGUGGGUCUAGGUCGCCGGCUCCCUACGCCAUGACCACUCUGGUGGGCAACUCCAAGUUGGUGACAACGUUUGCCAGCUCUCCGCAGGUUCAAGUUUCUGGGUACGGAAGCAUGUACUCGAACCUGGACUCCGGUUCAGUGCGGGAAGCUCGGCAUCCCGGAUUCCAUACGAAUUCCAAAGUGAAUAUAACUGAAAACAAACUGGAAAAGAUGAGUGAUGUAAAUAACGAUUUGGGUAGCUAAGUGUUAGGGUUAUUUAGGUAAGCGUAGCGUUAGGUUUAGGUGAAAAGUUGGCGACAACAAUCCCAGUUAUGUGUAGAUAAUACUUCUAAAAAACAAUACUCGUGUCCGUGAAGGC
Molecule: messenger RNA, 4532 nt
Organism: Uranotaenia lowii
Lineage: Eukaryota; Metazoa; Arthropoda; Insecta; Diptera; Culicidae
Product: roundabout homolog 1-like
Exons: 13
Coding region: 1127-4417 (1096 amino acids)
Biological process (GO): homophilic cell-cell adhesion; dendrite self-avoidance; axon guidance
Cellular component (GO): plasma membrane; axon
Molecular function (GO): cell-cell adhesion mediator activity
Source: RefSeq, a predicted model, not a curated record